AUGUAUAUCGCCGAACUUUCUAUCGAAGUGUCCCAGCGGGGGUCGAACAGCCCGGCUGUCGGAUGGCAGGUUGCGAUUCUGAUGAGCGGCAUUCCUCUUGCAUACUGGAUAGACUUGGGGUUCACUCAAAUGACCAACCAGGUGUCCUGGCGCUUUCCAAUCGGGUUGCAGUCCGGUUUCGCGUUCACUGCCCUCGCUGUGAUGUCCAUUCUACCUGACACACCCCGAUGGUACUAUGCUAAAGGCCGCGAUCAAGAAGGGGAUACGAUACUAUCUAAACUCCACGGGAGGCCGAUUGACGACGCCCGAGUACAAGCAAUGCGCGGUGAAAUUUUAGCAAGUAUCAAGCUUGAACGCGAAGCCGGAAAUGGAUUCAGAGUUUUGGACCUGAUUUGGGAUAAAUCUGAUCUCCAGGUUGGCCGGAGACUACGUACCGGAUUCAUCCUUUACUCGCUCGAUAAUCUGAUGGGUAUCAAUAUGAUGGUCUACUUCGCCACUACGAUCUUUUCGAACAUCGGCCUCUCACCUUUCCUGUCUCAAGUUCUUGCGGCAACAAUGAACAGUCUGUGGUCUGCUGUUGCCAUGGUCAUCUGCUUCAACUUCUUUUUCGGUUGGGGCUGGGUCGGUGUUCCAUGGCUCUAUCCGUCUGAGAUUUCCCUCUCCAAUAUCGUCAUAUAG
Messenger RNA from Penicillium daleae, 678 nucleotides. RefSeq names its product sugar transporter STL1. Lineage: Eukaryota; Fungi; Ascomycota; Eurotiomycetes; Eurotiales; Aspergillaceae. Gene Ontology annotation, biological process: transmembrane transport; carbohydrate transport. Gene Ontology annotation, molecular function: carbohydrate:proton symporter activity. The transcript has 9 exons. The record is from RefSeq and is a predicted model, not a curated record. Bases 1 to 678 code for a protein of 225 amino acids. Gene Ontology annotation, cellular component: membrane.